This is a messenger RNA of Chroicocephalus ridibundus (black-headed gull), 2197 nucleotides long. RefSeq names its product coiled-coil domain containing 183 (gene CCDC183). Lineage: Eukaryota; Metazoa; Chordata; Aves; Charadriiformes; Laridae. The coding region runs from base 330 to 2102 and encodes 590 amino acids. The record is from RefSeq and is a predicted model, not a curated record. The transcript is spliced from 14 exons.
AGUUUUGUGGCGUUUCCUAAUUAACUGAAAUUUCCAAAGGUACAUAUCUAGGUAGUAAUAGACUCCUCUUGCCAUGGGAAAUAAGCUGGCAGGUUCCAAGAGGGCGCUGGGAGUGUGGUUGGGUGUACAAAAUUGUCCUCACCCCGUUUCUAGUGAGACUUGGUGUGUCCCCCGGCUGGGCGGGGUGCAACCGCUGUAACCACGGUGAUGGGAAACACAACUGGGAUCCCCACUCCCGGCCAGCCUUUGGCUACCUCAGGGAGCUCAGUAAUUGGUUAUUAAUUAAUCUGUUGCCCGCAGAAACAGAGAGAAAGGGGCUGUGAGCGGCCAUGGCGGAGCAGGAGCGUGGUGUGCAGCAGUUGGAGGUGCCACGCCAACGGUUCCGUGGGCACAAGGAGCUUGGCUCCAUCCCUGGUGACACCCUGGGGACCAGUGGAGCCACCAUGGCCACCAUGCAGGCAGCAGGGCUGGAGGGCCGUGGCAGGAGCACUGGCACCGGGCCGGGCCUGAAGGCAAGCCUCAGCCAGCGUGUCCAGGAGCUGCGCACCGUCAUCACCUUACAAGAGCAAGGGAGGAAGAUUUUCACGCUGUCAUGUGAGGAAAAGCUCGGUCAGAACAGGCAGCUGCUCCCCCGCCUGCGUGAGGCGGUGAAGGAGGACAUCCAUGCCCUGGACCUUGUCCAGAAGUACAGGUUCACUGUCGCCGAGGCUUGUAGAGCGCAGAAGCCCUUGGGCAUUGCUUUGGCCAGGAAGACAGUGGAGGUGGCCCAGGAGAAGCUCCGGGCCAAAAUCUAUGAACGGGUGAACAAGUGCAACAUGCUGCUGUACCAGCUGAGGCAGCGGAGCCGAGCCUUGGGCGAGCUGCAGAGGCAGCUGCAGCAGUUGCAGGAUGUCCAGAUGAAUGACAAGCGACACCAGGCACAGGUGCAGGUGAUUCGCCAGCUGGAGAACAACAUUGAGAAGAUGCUCAUGAAAGUCCACGCUGGACAGAAGGUGACCACCCUGUACCUGGCGGUGAGGAAUGUCCUGAAGAAGGAACUGGACCACCUGCCUCUGCACUUGGACCUCCUGUAUGGGAUGACUGAGCGGUACCAUUGGGAGCUGGAAGACAUGGAGCUAAUGGCCUUGAGUGCCCUCAAAGCUGCUGAUGUAACCAAGGAGGAAAUGACCAAGAUGGAAACCCAGUUCCGUGCGGAGCGAGAGCUCCGGUACCGCUCCCUGGCUGCCCAGAAUGUGCCCAUCGACAGGCUCUGGCUCAAGGAAGCAAGCGAAAAACAUCUGAAAGCGCAAGCCAGGUACGACCUCGCCAUGGACUUGAACCUGCACUUGCAGGACCCGGUGGAGGACACCAAACUGAAGGCCACCAAGUCCCAGAUGGAGCGCGAGGCCUGGGUGACCGAGAAGAUGGAGAAGGCCAAGGCUGCGGUGCAGUGCUCUCGCCUCUGGGACAUCCCCAGCAGGCUCCUGGCGCAGCAGAAGUCCUCGGUGGACCUGGAGCAGUAUGUCAACGAGUGCAAGGAGAAGCAGCAGGCACUGAAGGAGAAGCUGAAGGAGCUGGAGCUGAAGCAGGCUGAGCUGAAGUUUCGCCAGCCCCCCAACACAACCAGGGUGCUGGAGGAGCAGCUGAGGAUGAACCUGCAGCUGGAAAAGGCUCGGCUGGAGCAGAUGCGAGCCCAGAUGCUGAGGAACCAGGAGCUCCUGGUUGAGUUUGAAAAUGGCAUUGACAACCUCUUCGUCCGUCUGCAUGGCAUCACCGUGCCCGACCAGGAUGAUUCUGUCAAGGCCAGCGGGGUGGAGGACAAGCUCCGGCACUGUGAGCAGAAGCUGCAGUACCUGUUGCAGCGGGUGGCUGACUUGCCCCCCGAGAGCCACAGCCCCGAUGAGAACAACGAGACUUUUGUGAAGGUCAGGAAUUUUCUGGAGAAAACAACUGCGAAUGAUCCACAGAACCUGAAGAUUUCCUUGGAUGACAUAGGCAGCAGCAUCCAAGACCCCUUUGAUUUUGCUGACAAAGACCAUGGCCUUGUCCUCACCCGGGAAGACAUCAAGAAGCAGGGGCUGCACCUGAUCGAAAGCAAGAAGAAAGCCAGCAAGAAGAAGUAGAGGAUGCUCCACGAGACCUUUGGAUGCCCCAGACCACUUGUUGUGCUUUGGAUGCCCCACACCACCCCUUGUACCCUUUUUUCCAGCAGGUUUAA